AUGGCUGACUUGGGUGAAAGACGAGCCUCAGGCCGCUCCAGAUCCAGGAGUGCUGCUUUCACCCAGACGGCUGGUCAGGAGGUUGUGAGACGCGGCUCUGGUGAUGGCGCUCAGGAACCGCUGGCAAACCCAAACCUGCCACUGAGCCAAGAGCUGCCUGGAUAUAUUGCACCUCUGCCUUCCGAGUUGGCCGAAUCUGUUUCCACAGAUCAGCCUCACAGGAAGAGGAAGUGGCAGAGCGGCAGCCAGGGCGAUGAACAUCCAUCCACCUCUUACAGAAGAGCAGCCAAACGCUCCCGCAGAGAAGGGUAUGCGAAGGGCCCAUUGCUGGGGCGAGGUGGAUUUGGCUCUGUGUAUGCUGGGACCCGCAGGUCUGAUGGACUGCCAGUUGCCAUCAAGUACGUGUCUAAAAGCAGGACACGAGGGAGACUGAGAGUUGAAGGCCAUGGUCGGCUGCCGCUGGAGGUGGCACUGAUGACCCUGGUCAAUUCAGCUCCCGCCUGCCCCAACGUCCUGCAGCUGCUGGAGUGGUUUGACCGUCCCGGGCGCUACAUCAUGAUCCUGGAGCGUCCAGUUCCUUGCCAGGAUCUGGAGACUUUCUGUGAGGAGAACGGACGUCUGGACGAGAGCCUGGCGAAGAAAGUCCUGCUGCAGCUGAUCACCGCGCUGAAACACUGUGAGAGCCGCGGAGUCCUGCACCGGGACGUCAAACCAGAGAACCUGCUGAUCUCCACAGAGUCACAUGACAUCAAACUUCUGGACUUCGGUUGUGGAGAUCGGCUUAAAGACUCGGCCUACAAAUACUUUGCAGGCACUCUUCAAUACGCCCCUCCUGAGUGGUUUCGGCGGCACCGCUAUCACGCAGGACCGGCUACGGUUUGGUCAGUGGGGGUGACGCUCUUCAACAUCCUGUGCGGCUGUUUCCCCUUCAGAGGAUCGUUGAGGGUCACCUCCAAAAGCAGACUGUGUUUCCCUAGAGAGCUGUCUACAGGCAAGAGACAGAAAUCACGUCCAGAUCCAGGUGAAGAGUGUUGUUUUGUGUUUCUGAAGACUGUGUUGUGUGUAACAGAGUGCCGUCAGUUGAUUCGCUGGUGCCUCAGUGCAGCGGCAGCAGAUCGGCCCAGUUUAGAUGACAUUGAGCGCCACCCCUGGUUACACUGAACAGGGUAAGCAGGAGUGACACAGGAGGUGCAGAGAACAGCUUCCUGAUCACCUACAGAAAGAGCAGAGGAUCAUGGACUAAUGGCCGCCACACAAUGAAGG
This is a messenger RNA of Labeo rohita (rohu), 1263 nucleotides long. RefSeq names its product serine/threonine-protein kinase pim-3-like. Gene Ontology annotation, cellular component: cytoplasm. The transcript is spliced from 7 exons. The record is from RefSeq and is a predicted model, not a curated record. Lineage: Eukaryota; Metazoa; Chordata; Actinopteri; Cypriniformes; Cyprinidae. Gene Ontology annotation, biological process: protein autophosphorylation; regulation of mitotic cell cycle; negative regulation of apoptotic process. Bases 1 to 1161 code for a protein of 386 amino acids. Gene Ontology annotation, molecular function: protein serine/threonine kinase activity; ATP binding.